Dufourea novaeangliae is the source of this 1635-nucleotide messenger RNA. RefSeq lists its product as uncharacterized. Gene Ontology annotation, molecular function: molecular adaptor activity; kinase binding; ubiquitin binding. The transcript is spliced from 11 exons. Lineage: Eukaryota; Metazoa; Arthropoda; Insecta; Hymenoptera; Halictidae. The record is from RefSeq and is a predicted model, not a curated record. Gene Ontology annotation, biological process: cell migration; regulation of hippo signaling; negative regulation of organ growth. Gene Ontology annotation, cellular component: cytoplasm. Bases 13 to 1635 code for a protein of 540 amino acids.
AAAUACGCAAAGAUGGCUGAAGAAAGUGACAGGAGUCAAUUGCCACCCGGCUGGGAAUGUAGAUACGAUAUCAGAAGUGGACGUCCAUAUUUUAUAAAUCAUUUUAAUCGAACGACAACAUGGGAAGAUCCAAGAGUAAGAUAUUGGCAGUAUUCUCAGUAUAUACAAUCACAAAAUUCAAUGGCACUGAGUUCUGCUACAACCAUAGCUUCCCAAGAUAUACCUAUGCAGACUGGAGGAAAUGGAGGUGGUGGACAUAUAGGUUAUGCAGGAGCUCACAGAGCUCCGCAAAUCUAUCCAACACCGUCUCCUUAUCUUAAUCCACAACUAGCAUUUUUACCUCCUAGCUUACAGGAACUGAAAACUCCAUUAUCAUUGAAAUCAGUUACUGCAAUAACAAACAGAUUUGGAGACGUGACGUUAGGAUCACCAGUACCAAUAAAGAACAUGGAGACGAGUUUAACGCAGAAUUCGGACACUGAGCUACAGGUUGCAAAAAUCAAUGCCAUGUUUCCAACAGUUUCUGAUACCCACAUUCGACUUCUCUUAAAAAAAUACCAUAACAGAGCAGCUUUGGUUGUCAGCGCUCUUCAAGUGGAAAAGAAUCCCCUUUGCGCUCCAGGACCAUGCACACCUGUGGGAGUGCAUUCAAACUAUGCAAUACCAAGAUGGAGAUUACCGACUCACACUAUACAUGCAGCUCUAACAUUGAGUCCGCCUCGGGGGGCUCGGACAGCCCCUAACUCCCCAAAAAUGAAACUUAGGUACCUGAAAAAUGUAUUUCCUAAAGUGGAAGAGACUAUGUUGCUGGAUAUUUUGGAACAGAGUGAUAAUAAUGUACAAAAAGCAUCAGAAAAGCUAAUUGAUUUAGGGUAUGAAAAACGAAAUCCGACAGCCCCUAAUUCGUUGGCAAAAAAGAGAGAAGAGCAACAAGCAAAGAUUGAACAAGCGGCUCCUACUCCUCCACCACGUAUGAAAAGCUUAGAAGAGAAAAAUAAAAUGAAAGCACGUUUAAUGGAAAAGUAUAAAUCCGUACCAGAAAGAGUAAUAGCACUUGCUAUGGAUAGUGUUGAUUACGACGAGGAAAGAGCCAUACAUAUAUUGGAUAUUAUGGUCACAGAAGAAGCUUCAAGACCCUUAUUUAUGUCUAGCAGUGAAAGUAGUAGAAGUGAUGAAAAGAAGAACAGUCCGCCAGUAACUGAAGCCGUAAAAUUAACUGCAUCACCAAUUAAGAAAGUAGUUAAAGAUCCAGAAACAGAAAAAUCUAAACGAUCUAAAAAUAAAAUAGAAAUUCCAAAAGUCUCUCGAGGAACCAGUACCACAGAAGACAAUGAAUACAAGUCUCCAAAUCUAACAAAACCUAUUGGACCAAAUCCUGAUUUAUCAAAGGGAGCUAAUAAUGAUUUGCUUCUUCCUGACUAUGCACCAUGGUCAGGGCCAGAUCCAAAUUUGUUGACAAGUGGAACAUUUACCAAAUCAAUAGCACAUGGACAUAAUUUGAGUUUGGUUUCUGGGAGUCGUUAUGUUGCCAAAGGUCCUAAUCCAGAAAUGAGGAAGGGCCCGCUGGGAGGAUUAAGUCAAGGUUCUAUUUACUCUCAAAGGAAUGCGAUGAAUACUGAAUGUCGUGGUAAAUGA